AUGAAAUUUGACUUUGCGGAUCUCCUGAGCCUCUACAUCCGUUCGCAUGGUGGUAGUGGCAAGGGUGGAGGUGGAGGUGGAGGCGGUGCAGAUGGCGGUGCUGCUGAAGCUGCUGAUGGUGCCGACGGAGGUGUCAUGGGAGGAGGCGGUGGCGGCGGCGGUGGCGGAGGCGGACCAGAACUUGGUGAUGAUGAUUUUUCCCUCCUCAACGGACGCACCCAUGCUCUGCUAUGCUCUAUUGGCUUUCUCAUUCUGCUUCCAUUGGGCGUGCUCAUUGCUCGCUACACUCGGACCUGGAAUCGCUACUGGUUCUGGAAUCAUGCCUUCAUCCAACUUGUUAUUUCUGGUCCGCUUAUUUUCACUGGCUGGGCAAUAGGCUUUCAGCUUGCCCGGUCCUUGGAAUUCCCUGUAAACAGUCUUGACACCCACCAGAAGAUCGGCAUCAUACUUCUCACGUUGUAUGUAACUCAACUGGCACUCGGCGUUUUCGUCCAUCUUGCAAAAUUCCCGCGCACUUUCCCUGGUGGUCUGCGCCGUGCACCACAUAAUUACCUCCAUGUCUUGCUUGGGUUAGCUAUUUUGGCUCUUGCUGCAUACCAAGUGCAUUAUGGACUUUGGAUUGAAUGGGAGUUUGCAUCUGGUGGACUUUUUCCAGUGCCAAAUAUGGCAAAGCAUGCUUGGCUUGCACUUAUCAUUGUGUUCUGGGUAUUAUAUGCUUUAGGCCUGAUAUUUUUGGUCAAACAAUUCAGGCAGGAAAAGCAAUUCAAGCAACAACCUGUUGGUAUAUCUAGUCCAAAUGGAAAAUCAUAG
Messenger RNA from Mycena indigotica, 810 nucleotides. Its product is annotated as Cytochrome b561 domain-containing protein. The record is from RefSeq and is a predicted model, not a curated record. The coding region runs from base 1 to 810 and encodes 269 amino acids. Lineage: Eukaryota; Fungi; Basidiomycota; Agaricomycetes; Agaricales; Mycenaceae. The transcript has 3 exons.